GGAAAGAUUGAGGGGGUAGGAUGUAAUAACUCUUUCGGAACUGGAGCCGUCGUUUGUUCCGAAGGUGAAAUUUCUCCUACUAUGCAAUUGUUGGGAAAAUAGCAAGAGAGGAGAGAGCCCACUAUAAAUAUAGGGUUUCCCAUUCCGCAAUCAAGGAAUCUCAAUUUCUCAGUGAAAGAAAGCAAGCGAAACCCUAUCUUCUCCUUCUCCCAUCGUUUCAGAUCCAGACGAGUUCGAUUAAUUUUUCAUUCUGAUAAUUUGAGGGUUUUUGCAAGAUGACUCAAGAUGUGGAAAUGAAAGAGCAACAAGCUGCUCCCUCCAAUUCUGUUACUUCAACUGGCCCUUCUACUUUGCAGCAAUUGAAGGAGAUUGCAUCUUUAAUCGAGACUGGUGCAUAUGCCCGGGAGGUUCGUCGGAUUGUGCGUGCUAUUCGCCUAACCAUUGCGUUGAGGCGGAAGUUGAAGGCUUCUGUGCUACAUUGGUUCUUGAAUUUUGCUCUUGUGCCAGGAUCUGAUGCUCACAGUCGGCUAUCGUCUUAUCUUCCCAAGGAGGACGAGCUUGAUAUGGAAGUUGAUACCGCAACAUCUGCGACCCCAGCUCCUGUGAAGCACUCCUUGCCUGAGUUUGAGAUUUAUUGCUAUUUGCUUGUUCUAAUAUUUUUAAUUGAUCAGAAGCGAUACAAUGAGGCUAAAGCAUGCUCCUCGGCAAGUAUUGCCCGUCUCAAGAAUGUGAAUAGGCGGACCGUUGAUGUUCUAGCUGCUAGACUCUACUUCUAUUACUCUCUCAGCUAUGAACUCACUGGUGAUCUUGCUGAAAUUCGGGGUAAUCUGCUUGCUUUGCACCGGAUUGCUACAUUGCGCCAUGAUGAGCUGGGUCAGGAAACACUCCUCAACCUGCUACUUCGAAAUUACCUCCAUUACAACUUGUUUGAUCAGGCAGAGAAGCUGAGGUCAAAGGCACCCCGUUUUGAAGCACAUUCAAAUCAGCAGUUCUGCCGCUACCUCUUUUAUCUUGGAAAGAUUAGGACCAUACAGUUGGAGUAUACAGAUGCAAAAGAGUCACUACUGCAAGCUGCUCGGAAGGCUCCUGUUGCAGCUCUUGGUUUCCGGGUACAAUGCAAUAAGUGGGCAGUGAUAGUCCGCCUUCUGCUUGGAGAAAUUCCCGAGAGGACUGUUUUUAUGCAGAAGGGCAUGGAGAAGGCUUUGAGGCCUUACUUUGAGCUUACAAAUGCUGUUCGAGUUGGAGAUCUGGAACUGUUCAAAGCUGUUGCUGAGAAGUUCUCCACUACUUUUAGCUCUGACGGGACCCAGAACUUAAUUGUUAGGCUGCGGCACAAUGUUAUAAGGACUGGCUUACGAAACAUCAGCAUUUCGUAUUCGCGGAUCUCACUGACUGAUGUUGCCAAAAAGCUGAGACUGGACUCUGAAAAUCCUGUUGCUGAUGCUGAGAGUAUUGUUGCCAAAGCAAUCCGAGAUGGCGCCAUUGACGCCACACUGGAUCAUGCAAGUGGGUGGAUGGUUUCGAAAGAGACUGGGGAUAUCUACUCUACGAAUGAGCCUCAAAUUGCUUUCAACUCUAGGAUUGCUUUCUGCCUCAAUAUGCAUAAUGAAGCUGUGCGUGCUCUUCGAUUUCCUCCAAACUCCGACAAGGAGAAGGAAAGUGCUGAGAAGAGGAGGGAGAGACAACAACAAGAGCAAGAGCUUGCGAAGCACAUAGCUGAGGAAGAUGACGAUGAGUUCUGAAUUACUAUUUAGCUGCUGCUGCGUAGCCUCUGCUUUCGUUUUUAAACUUUGCAAACUGCUUUCGGGCUUGGUGUUAUUGUUGUUCAACUGUUUCCCGAUUUAUGUUGUGGGGCGCAUAUCGUGCGACCCUGCGCUUGAAUUUAUGCUAUCAUUUGGCUGAUGACAACUCCAUUCUCCUAUCAAUUCUGUUGAACAAUGGCAUAAUCUCUUUUUUAAGUUUGAUUAAAGCUCCUCAGUUUUGUUAAA
Rhododendron vialii is the source of this 1988-nucleotide messenger RNA. Its product is annotated as probable 26S proteasome non-ATPase regulatory subunit 3. NCBI's taxonomy places the organism in Eukaryota, Viridiplantae, Streptophyta, Magnoliopsida, Ericales, Ericaceae. The record is from RefSeq and is a predicted model, not a curated record. Gene Ontology annotation, molecular function: enzyme regulator activity. The coding region runs from base 276 to 1742 and encodes 488 amino acids. The transcript is spliced from 10 exons. Gene Ontology annotation, biological process: regulation of protein catabolic process; ubiquitin-dependent protein catabolic process. Gene Ontology annotation, cellular component: proteasome complex; proteasome regulatory particle, lid subcomplex.